GUUUUGGAGGAACCAGUUGCACUUUGUGUGCAUCCGACAGGGAGUGAAUGUGGAUCUUGGAGCGUGAAUAAGGCAGAGAGAGAGAGAGAGAGACAAGGUGGAUUUACAUCUCGCCCCAUGUUCGACAGGAUUUCCCUUUUCCGACAGAAAUGCGCCGCUCGCUUCUCCUCUCCCCCCCCGAGAAAAGAGAAUGACAAACCGGUUUGACAUCACGGUGUGUUUGUGUUUGAAGAGCCAACCGCAGGCAGGCCGGAAAUCUGAGCACUGCACUGCCGGUCAGGAAAAAGGCUGCUCUUUUUUUUCCUUCUGUAAAACAGACCGACGCUGGAACUGAGCUGGGGAACUGAGAUCGUUUUUAUCGAAGUCUUUCGUGCCUCGUCAGUCACACACGCACACACAGAGACAGGGGCAGACCUUCUGUCUAUUAGACAGUUGGGGAAACCAUUCUACCUCUACCUAAAGAUAAAAGUGACUGCCCAAGUAGGAGGAAAAAGGUGGAGGAGAACGUAUUUUUGAUCAGGGUCAAACAUGAGCUGGUGCUGUUCCAACAGGAGGAGGUUUGUAAAGUGAAGGGUUUAUAAUAUCGAGAUUAUUGGGAGUCAGUUUUGGUUGCAAAUUAUUGGGAGUCGAUUUUAGUUGCAAAUUAUCGGAACUGAUUUUGUUUUUGGGGCGAUCAUGGCGAAAAAUUCGCCGGACGGCUCCAGGGAGGACCUGAGCAAGAUCCCGGACGAGGAGUUGGUGAAAUGGGGUAAAGCGGAGCUGGUGAGGAGGCUGAGGAAGAGCGAGCAGGAGAGGAUGAGCCUGAUGCUAGAGCACGGCAACCUGAUCAAGGACGUGAACCGGCGGCUGCAACUCCACCUGCACGAGAUCCGCGGCCUGAAGGACAUCAACCAGCGGCUGCAGGACGACAACCACGAGCUCCGCGAGCUCUGCUGCUUCCUGGACGACGACCGGCAGAAGGGCAAGAGGCUGGCCCGCGAGUGGCAGCGCUUCGGCCGCUUCGCCGCCGCCGCCGUCUGGAAGGAGGUGAGCGCCUCGCAGCACAAGCUGCGGGAGCUGGAAGCCAAGCAAGAGGCGCUGCUCCAGGACAACCGGGAGCUCAAAGAGAUCGCCCUCAUGCUGGACGACGAGCGACACGGCGCCGGCAGCCGCAACUCCAUCGAUAGCCAGAGCAGCCUGACCCAACUGAACGGGGGCUCGGCCACCAGGGACGUGGGAGACGGCAGCAGUACGUCCAGUGCCGGCAGUGCCGGCAGCCCGGACCACCACCAUCAGCACCACAAGGCUGGGGACAAGGGCCCUCCCCCCACCGCAAGGUCCACCGAUGACCUCUCAGGAGCCCCCCAUCAUAGGAGCAUCCCCAACGGACUGAAUGCUCCUACAGCCCUAUUAGGAUAUAUCAUGUAUGCUGCCACCAUAACUGCAGGGGGCACACUCACUGCCCAUGCCAUCCCAGUGCUUGAGAUGUCCUGGCGUCUGCAUCAAAAGACUAAGAGCAAUAACCAGUCAAGCACCAGUGAUCUGAAAGUUGGUCGCAAGCCUUACCCAGUGCAGCACAAGUCAGACUCGCAGCAUUCGUCACCACUGCCACCGUCAUUUCAGGAACCCACACAAAACGGUCCACCGUGGCUGAUGACUGGGGACCCCAAUGUUCCAGUGAUGCCACCUGGAUUCAGUCCCACUGCCCAAAAGCCAGAAGCAGUUGUGCAUGCAAUGAAGGUCCUGGAAGUUCAUGACAACCUGGAUAGACAAUUGCCGGAAGACUGCGAACAUGAUGACUUGAGUGAGAAGGAGAAGGCCAUUGUUCGGGAGAUGUGUAAUGUGGUCUGGCGUAAGCUUGGAGAUGCAGCUGGUUCGAAUCCUUCCAUCAGGCAACACCUCUCGGGUAAUCAAUUCAAGGGACCAUUGUAGUGCUAUUGCCUGCAAGGCCUGGACUUUGCAACAAGGAUAGAGAGAGACAUCCUCAUUUCACCAAUACACAAGUGGAAAGAAUACAACUUCUGAGAAGCGUAAUCCUGGCCAUUGACUCAACAUGGCCCCACCUAAUGUCUACAUGUGAAGAAGGAUGCUGACGUGUGCCUAUAGUGGUGGAGAGUUGUACAAUGUGCUGACUGCAAAGCAAAUGUAAAUUACUUGUUAUGUAUAGCUGACUGUAAUUGCAGGUCUGGUGAGCCAUGCUACACAGCGAACUACAGUUACAUGUGCCUGUGUAGAGAGAUUAAUUGAAGUACGUUGAUCACUGAAUAAUAUUGAAUAAGCUUACCUCCACCCCAUCUCCCUGAUUGUCCCAUCCAUACUGAUGAUUGAUAUGAUGCCAUUAUUAGCAGACUCUUUUAAGUGCAGUUUCCUUAUUAUAUUACUUAGGGUGGACAAAAUUGCCGGGAGGUAUUAUAAACAAAUCCUCAUACUAGCAACAUGAAAGGAGUCGUAUUUCCAUGUACAUGAUUACCUGGUUCUCAGUAUAUACAUGUGCCAUUUUCGCUGAACGGGCCUGUAAUCAGCUUUAAUUUACAAUGUCAUUGACCUUUGCAGCCCGAAGCCAACAGAAUAUCUGAAAGUAUUCAAAUGAUGGACUUUUAAAUGUUUAAAAAGUGUGGCCUAUUAAGGAGAAAAUAUAGUUUUCUUAAAGGGACCGCAUUCUUUUCAAUAACUAGGAUUUCCCUCGUAAGCCUUUGCUCUGUACUUGAAAUUUGUGGGAACUUGUUUCCUUCAGCCCCCACUGUAUUUGCAGUUUUUCAGGAUGAUUGUAUCCCAAACCUCUGUUUUGAUACACAUAGUCACAAAUUGUAUGGAGCACAAAAUACACCUGAAACUUAUGCAGUAAUCCAUGAAUUUUGAAGCAAUUUUGAAGUUAAUGCAAGUAGCACAAUUUUUGGCUCUGAAGUAAGUUUCAUCCACACAAAGUCACUCAUGCUGUUUCACUGAAAUGUUUGCCCAAACUCUAUGCUACUUUAUUUUUUUGAAACACAUUCAAGUGAAUAUAUUGUUUCUUUCCACAGAAGAUGACUUUGGGAUUAAAAUGGUAACAGAGGGCAAAUUACUCGAUGUCUGUUGUAAGCUAGGUUAGGGAAUGACACAGUACCAACUACUCUGUGUCCAACUGACUUAACUAAGAGGUGCUUAAGUUCAGCACUGGUUUCUAUCUGAACCUCAACAGUGUGAUGUGGAUAUUCAGGAACACUAUUUCCAAUUUAAUCAAGAAUGCACAUGAAAGAUACCCUGCAAACUCACUAAGGAAGGACGUUUCCAUAAUAUAAGGGAAGAUUUGUUGAACUUGUAAAUUUUUAGAUCUUGAACAUUUCUUAUGAGGAAACAACAAAUUGAAACCCUUCAUCUUGCACUCAUCAGGACUAGGAUACAAGAAACAGACUUGUAAAAAGCAACACCAAUUUAUACAGUUUGAAAUGCAAAUUGUUUGAGCCAUAGUUGGCAUCCAAAUGCAAAAGGGACUGUUCACUGUUAGUUCUCAGACUUGGCACAUAAACCAUCUUAUGAUGUAUAAUUAGGUGCCCUUUUUUCAAACACAACAACAAAAACAGAAGUUGCUGGAAGCUGAACAGGUCUGGCAGCAUCUGUGAAGUAAAAAUCAGAGUUAACAUCUCGGGUCCGGUGACCCUUCCUCAGAACUGGGUGUCCCUUUUUCAAAUCUGUUUCUUACAUCAUUGAAGAGAAAACUGAUGAACCUAACAAGUAACUGAACCACUUUCAACCUAAACCCUCUGCAAACAAGACAAACAAACAUUUUAAUUUGUUUUAAAGCAGACUGCCUAUUUACGUCAGUCUUCAAUGCAGGCAAAAUAAAAUAGAUUGAACCUGUUUCUGCCUGCACCUGGUUUGAUUUUAUAGUCACUUGACUGCCAUUCCCAAGUGAUAGUAGGUUGGGAGUGUGUUCAUUUUACUAGUUUGAACUUGCUUUCCUGAUAACUGACACAUCUGCAGUGUAAUCUGAUUCUGGUAUCUCUGAGAUGAGAAAUUAAAACAAAUUGGCAGAAAUUGUGCAUCAGUUAUGUGGAUUAAGUUUGCUGGACUUUAUCUUGAAUUUUUCAUAAAUGGCUAUUCCCACUCCCAAAAGAGCAGUUGGAUUCUAAAGUUUGUGUAGUGCUGUUCACAUAAUACUUAUCUUGGAUCCUCACAGGAAGGAGGAAUAUGGUUGAACUGAGUGUAACUGUACCGUCUGGUAUGACACUUGACCAUAUAGAACAAGAGUCCAUAGGUGUGGCCUGUAAGCAAUUCUCUAUUGGAUAUUGAUUGAGGUAGAAAUUGAAGGAAUGACUGUUAGUGUCAAUAUGAACUAGGAUGUGAUAAAGAACUCCUGUUGAGAGGUGGGAUAUUUUUCUCAGGUUAAGGUUUCCCUUAUUUUGCUGUGAACCUGCUACUAAACCUUUUGUUCCUCGGUGAGCCUUUUGUGCUUACAGAAGACUGGAUUAAAACUUUGACCGAACUAGAGUAAGGUCCUUAAUAUACUCUUAAGAUUCACAAACUCAUGGAGCAUUUGGAGCUUUUAAAGGCAUCACGACGGUGGUGACUGAACAGUAUUUUGUCACUUGGCCAGUUCUAGGUAACAGCCUCUUUUGGAAAGAAUUUCCAGUCAUUAAUUUGUCCAAAGCAGAGAACAGUAACAUUUUAAUUAGAACCUGAUUACUAAUCAGACCAGAAUUCUGAAAAUGUAAUUCUAAAGACUGUUGUAUAUGUUUAUGCACACUAACCGCCUUGUAACUAUACCGUCCAUAGCAUUCUUUAAACUCAUGAGCAUUUUCCCUCAGAACUUUAUAAUGUAGUCUGCUAUACACUGGAAUAUGGGUAAUACCCAACAUAAUUGUUUUCUGACAGUAUAAAUUUUACUAAGAUUGCAGUAUAAAUUUAGCAUAUUCGUGUGUGUGUGUAUAUAUAUAUAUAUAUAUAUUAUAUAUAUAUCUUUUUUAAAUAUUGCUGAAUUAGUCAUUGAGGAAGUAAAGAUUCAAUACUAUUCAUUGAUUCUUGUAAUUUGAUUGUUGCAGUAGGUUUAAAAAUAAGUUUGAACAUUUGCCAUGAUCUUAAAAGAGCGUCACAUUCAGCUAUCACGCUGUCACCAAAGAGAAAUUGGUCAAAAAAUAUUAUAGUCCCCUUGGUCUAAUAGAAUGAAUUCUAAAAGCUUCUUCUUGAAUACCCCUCCCUUCAAUUGAUUGCUUCUCAUAUAUUUUGUUUAUAUUGGUGACACACUGCACACAAUGUUUCAUGGUUUAUCGAUGUGGAUUGAUUCUUUUUUGAGACACAGAUCUCUCUUUAACCAAAUGAACACUGUCCAGGAAUAAGUAAAGAAUAGCAUCAACACUUGCAGUUUUCCUGUUUAACAUAUUUUAAUUUUAAACCAAACUCCAUUAAAUGUAGAGACAAAAACAGAAGUUGCUGGAAAAGUUCAGCAGG
Rhincodon typus (whale shark) is the source of this 5403-nucleotide messenger RNA. RefSeq names its product coiled-coil domain containing 85C, a (gene ccdc85ca). Bases 676 to 1911 code for a protein of 411 amino acids. Lineage: Eukaryota; Metazoa; Chordata; Chondrichthyes; Orectolobiformes; Rhincodontidae. The transcript is spliced from 6 exons. Gene Ontology annotation, cellular component: apical junction complex. The record is from RefSeq and is a predicted model, not a curated record.